Histoplasma mississippiense is the source of this 1173-nucleotide messenger RNA. RefSeq names its product GTP cyclohydrolase I. Lineage: Eukaryota; Fungi; Ascomycota; Eurotiomycetes; Onygenales; Ajellomycetaceae. Gene Ontology annotation, cellular component: cytoplasm. The transcript is spliced from 3 exons. Gene Ontology annotation, biological process: tetrahydrobiopterin biosynthetic process; tetrahydrofolate biosynthetic process. The record is from RefSeq and is a predicted model, not a curated record. Gene Ontology annotation, molecular function: GTP binding; GTP cyclohydrolase I activity; zinc ion binding. The coding region runs from base 1 to 1173 and encodes 390 amino acids.
AUGGCCAAGGAACCUCCACCGCUGGGCCCCAAGCCAAAGUCCGCUGUCCCUUCCAGUCUCUUAAACGGAUCAGCCUCUGUCCGCGCGACAAAUGGCGUGCGCGAGAGCGAGCGUGAAACGCUCAAUUCAUCAAUUAAAUCUUCAUUGUCAUGGAAACAAGUCGUUGAUCCGGAUUUUACAUCUCCAAAACCAAUCCUGGCGGUAGGGAACCCAGCAGCCGCCGUAACCAUGCGGGAAACUGUAAUGCCCACUACCAAUGGGCAUAUUGAGAACGGGUUUCUGGAGAAUGAGCAUGAACAUGUAUCAGCGGAACGGAGCGAUGCUGAGAAUGAAAAACCGCUGCCCGCCACUCACAAGCCGCUUGACAUUCCCGCGGCGCAGAACACCAGCCCCGCCGCCGGCCCUCCUCCCAUUCCCCCCCCUCCCCUUAAACGAAAUUUUAGCGAACCACCCCGCGAUCCUCGGGACCAUACGAAACCUCGAAAUUUAUCUUCCGCUGUUAGUAGGCCUGCGAGCCCUUAUACGCUAAAUCCUCCAAUUGAUUUUGACGGGCUUAGUUGGCCGAGCGUCGGCACUCGCGAGCGUCUCGAAGCGACACCAGAAGAAAACGAAAAACGAACACAAAAACUAGCAAAUGCAGUCCGGACGGUUCUGGAAUGUAUUGGAGAAGACCCAGAGCGCGAGGGCCUUCUGGGUACACCGGAAAGAUACGCAAAAGCGCUGAUGUACUUCACAAAGGGCUAUGAGGAAAACGUGCGCGAUCUAGUCAACGGUGCUGUCUUCCAUGAAGACCAUGAUGAGCUAGUUAUCGUGAAGGAUAUUGAAAUUUUCUCACUGUGCGAACAUCAUUUGGUCCCGUUUACCGGCAAAAUGCACAUUGGCUACAUACCCGACCGCCGUGUCCUCGGCCUUUCUAAAUUCGCCCGCCUCGCAGAGAUGUUCUCACGCCGUCUCCAGGUCCAAGAACGUCUAACGAAGCAAGUAGCCCUCGCCAUCUCCGAAGUGCUGAAGCCCAGAGGUGUAGCUGUGGUUAUUGAGUCGAGCCAUCUGUGCAUGGUGAUGCGCGGUGUGCAGAAGACCAGCAGCACGACCACAACGAGUUGCAUGCUGGGCUGCAUGCGGGCGAGCGCGAAGACCCGAGAGGAGUUCCUUAGCUUACUCAAUCGGAAAUAA